AUGACCAGCUCACCACGCGCCCAUAAGCAGCAGCCGUUGAGGAGAGCAACAUAUUGGAAAUACCCGAGACGCGAGUCGUGCGGUCCUGGCGCCGAGGACGGGAGACACAGAGCGGGCAGUGAGAUAAAUGCGACAAAGCUGUCAGUUGAAGCAGAGAUGACCCUUCCAGCCACGCCAAGACUGAUACUGCUUGGGAACACAUUUCUCUCAGCCAUGAAAUGGAUGGUGAGCUUUGAGGGAAGAGUUGCCUACAUCUUAGAAGAGCAUCUGGGCUUUGCAGAUGCGUUGUCAGUAUUCUUCGGAUGCUUCUAUGUUUUUAACAUAGAGUACCAGGAGCCUGCAUGUGCAACCCUUGAGCUCAUUCAACGAUUCUUUGUCAGGAUAAAUCCAGAGGAGGGAACAAAGUGCUCUGCAAAAAUCGGCACAAGUCGUAAGACUGGAGCAGAGGUGAAGAGGAAGGUGGAGACUGUCAACAGCAGGGUGUCUUCCUUCCUGUGCCAGCUGACUGAAUUUGAAUGGAAGAACUUGGAUUAG
Knipowitschia caucasica is the source of this 534-nucleotide messenger RNA. The record is from the annotation of a GenBank genome assembly. Lineage: Eukaryota; Metazoa; Chordata; Actinopteri; Gobiiformes; Gobiidae.